Messenger RNA from Mucor mucedo, 1302 nucleotides. Its product is annotated as P-loop containing nucleoside triphosphate hydrolase protein. Gene Ontology annotation, biological process: translational elongation. NCBI's taxonomy places the organism in Eukaryota, Fungi, Mucoromycota, Mucoromycetes, Mucorales, Mucoraceae. The transcript is spliced from 5 exons. Gene Ontology annotation, molecular function: GTP binding; translation elongation factor activity; GTPase activity. Bases 1 to 1302 code for a protein of 433 amino acids. The record is from RefSeq and is a predicted model, not a curated record.
AUGAUUCGAAAGCGUCCUAAGUCAAUUCAAGACUUAUUGGAAAUUCGUGUUGCAGUUGUUGGUAAUGUCGAUGCAGGAAAGUCUACCUUAUUGGGCGUCUUAACAAAGGGUGUGUUGGAUGAUGGACGAGGAAAAGCACGGCUCAACUUAUUUCGACAUAAGCAUGAAAUCGAAUCCGGAAGAACCUCCAGUGUGGGAGGCGAAAUUCUUGGUUUUGACUCCAAGUCGAGACCCAUCACGGUAAGCGGAAAGAAGUCUGCCAAUCAAGGAUGGGAAGAAAUUACCGAUAAAGCCGCCAAAAUAUUGAGUUUUGUCGAUCUUGCUGGACAUGAAAAGUAUUUAAAGACCACGGUCUUCGGUAUGACAGGAAGUGCUCCCGAAUUCGCAAUGUUGAUGGUCGGUGCAAACGCUGGUAUGAUUGGUAUGGCCAAAGAGCAUUUGGGAUUGGCUUUGUCUUUAGGUAUCCCUGUCUUGGUCGUCAUUACGAAAAUAGAUAGUUGUCCAGCGCAUGUGUUGGAGAAGACCAUUAAAGAAUUAACUGCGAUACUAAAGUCCAAAUCGUGUCGUAAAAUUCCGUUAUUUGUUGAAAACAAUCACGAUGUGGUGGUGACUGCCCAAAAUUUCGUAAGCGAGCGUUUAUGUCCAAUAUUUCAAGUUAGUAAUGUCACUGGUCAAGGAUUGGAUUUGAUUCGAAACUUUUUAAAUAUAUUGCCGUCACUAGCCAAAUACGAGACAAUUGAUCAACCUUUUCAUUUUGAAAUUAAUGAGACAUACAGUGUUCCCUUUGUUGGUACCGUUGUUAGUGGUGUGAUGCGUAGUGGUAUGAUCCAUAUUGGCGAUAAGGUGUUAUUGGGACCCGAUCAUGCCGGUCAAUUUGUAACUACUACCAUCAAAGGCAUUCAUCUUAAGCGAGUCAGUAUUCCCGUUGCAAGGGCAGGCCAAAGUGUGACAUUUGCAUUAAAGAAUAUCAGACGAACAACCAUAAGAAAAGGACAGGUACUCUUAUCGUACGAAAAGGAUAAACCCACUCCUCCUUCUUCUCGAAGAUUCGAAGCUGAAGUAUUGGUGUUAUAUCAUUCAACCACUAUCAAAUCCAAAUACCAAGCUAUGGUCCAUUGCGGUGCUGUCCGUCAAACUGCCAGCAUUAUCACAACUGAUAAAACAGUAUUACGAACAGGUGAUCGAGCGAAAGUUGAAUUUGAAUUUGUAAAAACUCCAGAAUAUUUAACGAUUGGAACACGAUUGAUUUUCAGAGAAGGGCGAACGAAAGGUGUAGGAAAAAUUACCAGGUUAUUGGAUUGA